Ahaetulla prasina is the source of this 1389-nucleotide messenger RNA. RefSeq names its product acyl-CoA (8-3)-desaturase-like. Gene Ontology annotation, cellular component: membrane. Bases 1 to 1389 code for a protein of 462 amino acids. Gene Ontology annotation, biological process: lipid metabolic process. Gene Ontology annotation, molecular function: oxidoreductase activity, acting on paired donors, with oxidation of a pair of donors resulting in the reduction of molecular oxygen to two molecules of water. The record is from RefSeq and is a predicted model, not a curated record. The transcript is spliced from 12 exons. NCBI's taxonomy places the organism in Eukaryota, Metazoa, Chordata, Lepidosauria, Squamata, Colubridae.
AUGCCCCCUCAGUCAGGAACCAGUGCAGAGAAGCCAAAGGUUGAGCCAGGGGCCCCGCAGCUCUUCACCUGGGAGGAAGUUGGGCUCCGCACAGGCAAGGGAAACUUCAAGGAAGAGAGAUGGCUGGUCAUUGACCGAAAGAUUUAUGAUGUCAGUCAAUUCUACUUGCAGCAUCCAGGUGGGCCUCGUCUCAUCAAACACUAUUCUGGACAAGAUGCCACGGAUCCCUUUACAGCUUUCCACAAAGAUGAGGAUCUGGUAAAGAAAUACUUGAAUUCUCUCUUAAUUGGGGAACUAACACCGGAUCAACCUAGUUGUGAGCCCACCAAAAAUGAAAUGCUGAUACAUGAUUUUCAUGAAUUACGCACAAAAGUGAAGAAGAUGGGACUCUUGAAGUCCAGUGUUCCUUUUUUUAUCUUCAUUUUUCUGCAUGCUUUCCUGCUGGACGUGGCAUCUUGGUUCACCAUCUGGUACUUUGGAAAAUCUUGGGUGCCUUUCCUUAUUGGAGUAGCAAUGUUCACUGUUGGACAGACCCAAUAUGCUUUCUUUCAACAUGAUCUUGGGCAUGUUUCAGUCUUCCAGAAGCCUAAAUGGAACAGACUGGCUCACAUUUUUGUGAUGGGAGUCCUGAAGGGUAUACCAAGUACCUGGUGGACUGACAUGCAUAACCAACAUCAUGCCAAACCGAACUGUUUCCUGAAGGAUCCUGAUCUCAACAUGCACCCAUUUCUCUUCAGCUUAGGGAAGUCUCUCUCUGUGGAGCUUGGAAAGAAGAAAAAGAAAUACAUGCCUUACCAGCAUCAGCACAAAUAUUUUAGCUUCUUGGCACCUUUAGCAUUCGUUGCUUUUGUGCAGUCAAUCAUAUUUCGCUAUGUUAUUCGGAAGAAAAUGUGGAGUAAUCUUGCUCUUAUUAUAUUUUUUAAUUUCCGUAUGUGCCUCAUCUACGUUCCUUUAAUGGGAUUCAAGACCUUCAUGGCAUAUUACUGGCUUGCCAGGUUGCUAGAAAGUACAUGGUUUCUCUGGAUCUCUCAAAUGAAUCACAUUCCAAUGAACAUCAGUUAUGACCAGAAUUUGGACUGGGUCUCUUCCCAGCUCGCAGCAACAUGUAAUGUUGACCAUUCCUGGUUCAAUGACUGGUUCACUGGGCACCUGAACUUCCAGAUUGAGCAUCACCUUUUCCCCACCAUGCCUCGACACAAUUAUUACAAGGUGGCUCCUCUGGUGAAAUCUCUGUGUGCCAAGCAUGGUGUUCACUAUGAGUGCAAGCCCAUCCUCACAGCUCUUGCAGAUAUAUUGCAUCGCCUGAAGGAAUAUGGGCAGGACUGGCAGGAAGCUUAUCUCCAUGAAUUGGGAGUGGGAGAUGUUCAGACAGCAACAGAAGUACAUUAA